Molecule: messenger RNA, 901 nt
Organism: Ilex paraguariensis (yerba mate)
Lineage: Eukaryota; Viridiplantae; Streptophyta; Magnoliopsida; Aquifoliales; Aquifoliaceae
Source: the annotation of a GenBank genome assembly
AUUCACUUCCUCCUCCAAGACUCAAACUGAAACUACCUUCAACUGCAGAUAAUCUUGUACCCAGAAGAGAACAUCAGCCAUGGAAGAGCCUAAAGCUUCUCAAACCAUGGCUCCAAACCUUCCUCCCCAACCUCCACAGAGUAACAAAAGACCUCUUGAUAACAUUGCCCACUUCCAAAACUCCAACUAUUACAAGAUACGAGCCGUUGUCAAAGAUCUUCGUCCCCAUUUUCUCGAGGUUCUCCGGACUCCUGACUUUCAGAAAUGCAAGGCAGCUAAUGAUAUACAAGAAAAGAUGAAGCUUCUGAUGGAUCUAUACAAAGAGAUGACAGCAGAAACGGUCAUCAAUGUGCCAGGUCUACCUUUGUCCGGUGAAAUUCAGGAGGGACAAAAGCCUAAAGAGCGGCACCAAGAUCUGCAAUCAACAGAGCAGCCUCCACCAGACAGAGUAGAUAAGCCUGUUCGUUUGGGAAACGUCUCUGAUAAGCAGCGUUCUGAACAUGUUCAGAUGCAGGGAACAUAUGUUGUUGGAGGAUCAGCUUUUGGUUGGAAUUUCAUCACUUAUCCUGGCAGUAACGCAGUCUAUUACGGCAGAACAAAGGAGUCAUUCCGCGCUGCUAAUGUACUUCCUCCCUAGAGCCCCAUUUGAAAAGAAUAAGGGCUCUCUCCCUUUCUUAUACUCGGCUCAAAAAAGCUUUCUCACAGCUUACUCAGUUCUCGCUUCUCAAUAGUUUUCUUAAAUAUUGUAUCAUGGCUCACCCCAUGUGGUCAAAGGGGUUUUUCUGGAUUGUUGUAUCAACUGUAAUGGUUGCAAGUCUUCAGCCAAAUGAUGACAAGAUUGCUAAGACAUUUUAACUUCAUUGCUUUCAUUUUAACUGUUUCUGUGAUAUCUUUACUAUCU